AAUGGCCUCCAAGAUCCCCGAAGCGCGCGGGCGCGCGCGUUUUAGGUGGCGCAAGCUACCGCCAAUUACAGAAAGUAUAGCCGUAGUAACAUUCAUCCAUCUAAACGACUAAAAAAAAAAAAAAGUCAACAACGCCAUUUUUAAAGCUCUCAUCAGAGUGCGGGUGGCGUGAGUACAGUUGGUACGGUUGGUACAGUGUGCGUGAACUGUGGCUCCACGUGCGUGUAGGUGCGUGAUAGCGGUGCCGGUGCCAGAGAGUCAUGGACGGCUCAGUGGAUUUGGAAGUUCGCUCUAAAGGUGACGGGUCCAAGGUGUCCGAACGGCUGUUCUCGCGGGGUGCCCACGCCCAAGGAGACGUGCUGCUCGUCGAAAGCCCCCUGGCCUCUGUCCAGUUCGCUUGGAACCGUGCCUGCAGGUACGCCGCCUGCGACCUCUGCCUGCGUCCCCUGGAGACCGCCGAGGAGAACGUGCAGCGCCUAGCUGCCAAGCCGGGCCUCCGCCUGCCUUGGCCGCAGUGCUGCUCCACGCGGCCGCAGGAGCACGUCUCGUGCCCUGCCUGCCAGGUGCUCUACUGCAGCGAUGCCUGCAGGGCUCGGGCUUGGGCGCUGCACCACCGGGUGCUGUGCACCGCUGGCAGGGACCCUCCGCAGCCGUUGGAGAGGCUCACGGAGGCCUGGAAGGAGCUGCACCACCCACCGGAGACGACGAGCGUGCUGCUGGCGGUGCGCCUGCUGGCCCGAAUGGCCCAGGCGGAGGACGGGGCCGCCCUGGCAACCGCCCUGGGACGCCUGACGCCCGGCCUGGGACCCCGGGAACGAGAGGACACCCUGGCCCGGCUGCUCGGCCCCGAGUGGCGGGACCGGCUGGCCCUGCUCCGCCGGCUGAUCCUCGACGUGUUCCAAGGACACCCCCGCGUCGGCCAGUGGACGGCCCCCGAGGACUUCGAGUUGCUGGUGGCCCUGCUGGUCAAGAGGGGCCAAUCCAUCGGCACCAGUGCCCUGAGCGUCUGGGCAAGGAACGUCGACGAGCUGGAGCUGCCUCCGAGCGAGCGUGCUGCCCUGGACUCGGCCGUGGAGGAGAUCUACGACGACAUAGAGAGGGAGUCCGGAGUGUUCCUGAACAACGAAGGCUGUGGCCUGUACCCACUGCAGAGCCUCUGUGCGCACAGCUGCUGCCCCAACGCAGAGGCCAGGUUCCUGCACAACGACCACACCCUUUCUCUGGUGGCCUUGAGGGACAUCCGGCCGGGAGAGGAGGUGACAGUGUCCUACAUAGACGAGUGCAGCCUGAGCAGGAGCCGGCACAGCCGCAUCAAGAUGCUCAGGGAGAGCCACCUGUUCACCUGCACCUGCCCGCGCUGCGAGGAGGAGGCCACGCAGCAGCCGGACGUGACCAGCGACGAGGAGAUGGAAGACUCGAGCGACGCGGAGGAAGCGUGCUCUUGAGCCUUUCUGGGAAAUCUGUAGCACCAUUAAACUGCGUACGUACCGGGC
Ixodes scapularis (black-legged tick) is the source of this 1493-nucleotide messenger RNA. It is a transcript of the gene Smyd5, whose product is annotated as SET and MYND domain-containing protein 5. Bases 261 to 1445 code for a protein of 394 amino acids. The record is from RefSeq and is a predicted model, not a curated record. The transcript is spliced from 11 exons. Gene Ontology annotation, molecular function: protein binding. Lineage: Eukaryota; Metazoa; Arthropoda; Arachnida; Ixodida; Ixodidae.